Messenger RNA from Acanthosepion pharaonis, 513 nucleotides. The record is from the annotation of a GenBank genome assembly. Lineage: Eukaryota; Metazoa; Mollusca; Cephalopoda; Sepiida; Sepiidae.
AUGUCACUGCAUAUCAAAAAUUUGUCUUUCUCCUUGGCCUCUGUCAAUCUCUCUUUCUCUGUGGCCUGUAUUGAUCUUUCUCUUUCUGACACCUGUCAUUCUCUUUCUCUCUCUCUUUCUAUGUCAAUUUCUAUCUCUCUAACCUUGGGUUCUGGGAAUCUCUCUCAUUCUUUCUCUUUUUCUCUGGCCUCUAUCACUCUCUACUCAGCCUCUGUUGAUGUUGCUCUUUCUUUCUCUCUCUCUCUCUUCCAGGUUUCACUCUCUUUCUCUGUCUCUUUCUCUGGUCUUUAUCCAUUGGUCUCUCUUUCUAUACUCUGUCAAUCUCUUUCUUUCUCACUCUGGCCUUUGAAGCUCUCAGUCUGGCCUCUGUUAAUCUCUCUCUCUCUCUCUCUCUUUGCCUCUGUUGAUCACUCAUUCUCUCUCUUCCCUGAACUCUCGAUCUUUCUCCUUGAACCUUCACUCUCUCUUUCUCUUUGGUCUCUGUUGAUCAAUCUAUCUUUCCUUGACCUCUAA